Molecule: messenger RNA, 2070 nt
Organism: Penicillium brevicompactum
Lineage: Eukaryota; Fungi; Ascomycota; Eurotiomycetes; Eurotiales; Aspergillaceae
Product: amine oxidase
Exons: 3
Coding region: 1-2070 (689 amino acids)
Biological process (GO): amine metabolic process
Molecular function (GO): quinone binding; primary methylamine oxidase activity; copper ion binding
Source: RefSeq, a predicted model, not a curated record
AUGUCGCCCAAUCACCCUUUCGAUCCUUUGACCUCAAGGGAAAUAGCAAAGGCUGCGGCUAUUGUACGCCGUGAUUUUCCAGCUCAAACGCCCAACUUUCGGGUGAUUACCCUGAAAGAGCCCGCCAAAGAUCAAAUGAUCCCAUUCCUGGAUGACCAGAAUCGAGGGGGAAAUUCUAGCAAGCGACCUGCUAGGACUGCCCGAGUUCAGGUAGUUCUUCCUGGUGAUUGGGCGGCCAGGUUUGUCGAGCUUUGGGUUGAUCUUGACCGAGCUGUCAUAAUCAAGAAGGAACAUCUUGUCGGCAAGCAUCCUUACAUUGACUCUGACUAUAUGCAAGCCGUUGAGAAGGCUUGCAUUGAAGAUCCACGAAUCCAGGAGCAAAUUGCUCUCCUUGAGCUCCCUGCUGGUGCUACAGUCAUAGUCGAGGCAUGGGCAUACGCCACGGAUGGUCUCAAUGAUAUGUCCCAACGCAUCACCAUGGGUUGGUUUUACAUGCGAUUAGUGGACGAUGUCGAUGCCAACUACUACGCGUAUCCGCUUGACCUGUGUGCAGAGGUAUCGGAGGAUCUCAAAGUUACCAAGAUCUAUCGACUGCCUUCUGGUAUUGAUGAUCGUAUCAAUGACAAGCCAAAGCCAUUUGACCGUCGCAAGAUUCAUGGUGCAGAGACCGAAUACAGUCCGGGCCUUAGAUCUUCUCCUCGGACGACAACAAAACCCUACCAAGUCAUACAACCCGAGGGUCCCUCUUUCAAGACCCAAGGAAACUUCUUGGAGUGGGAGAAGUGGUCUAUGCAUAUUGGUUUCAACUACCGCGAGGGCCUUACUCUUCACGAUAUCCGCUACGAGGGUCGAAGCCUGUUCUACCGCAUUUCCCUGGCAGAGAUGUUUGUGCCCUACGGCGAUCCUCGGACUCCCUACCCACGCAAGGCAGCUUUCGACCUCGGAAAUGAUGGAGCUGGAAUCAAUGCUAACAAUCUACGACUGGGCUGCGACUGCCUCGGACAUAUCAAGUACUUCGACGGCUGGCACACUACUACCUCGGGCGAUCCGGUGAAACUUCCUAAUGUGAUAUGUUGCCACGAGGAAGAUGAUGGUAUCUUGUGGAAGCAUACAAAUUUCCGAACCCAGAAUGCCGUCGUCGCGCGGUCACGCAUCUUGGUCUUGCAAACCAUCAUCACCGUCAGCAACUACGAAUAUAUAUUUGCUUUCCACUUUGGUCAAGAUGCGUCGAUUCAUUACGAAGUCCGUGCCACUGGAAUUCUCUCGACCACUCCCAUCAAUGUCGGCGAUAAUGUGCCUUACGGUACAGUUGUCGCACCAGGCGUGUUGGCCCCCUACCAUCAACACUUGUUCUCUCUUCGGAUAGAUCCUGCCAUUGAUGGUCACAGCAAUUCACUACAGAUCGAAGAAUCAUAUCCUAUGCCUAUUGACAUCCCGACAUUUGACCAUACCGGCAAGACGCAAGCCCAAGUCGACUCUUACGCCAAUCCCUUUGGUGUUGGAUACGCUACGCGAUCUUCCAUCGUGGACCAUGAAGGAGGCUUAGAUCUUGAUUUCACAAAGAACCGCACAUUCAAGAUCGUCAAUGAGAAUGUCAUCAAUCCUGUGACAGGAACACCUGUUGGAUUUAAACUGCUCCCUGCCUACAGCCAAAUGCUCUUGGCGCACCCGGAGUCAUACCAUGCUAAGCGCUCCGAGUUUGCAACACACGCUGUCUGGGUCACACGCCAUAAUGACGAAGAGCACUUCCCAUCUGGCCGCCAUACGAUGCAAUCAGUUGGUGGCGACGGAAUCGCUACUGCUAUUGCAAAUCGCUCUGGGACCGAGGAAUCGUUGGUGCGAAACAAAGACAUUGUCGUUUGGCAUACGUUUGGAUCCACACACAAUCCCAGAAUUGAGGAUUGGCCUGUAAUGCCGUCUGAAAAGAUGACAGUUGGGUUGAAGCCUGCUAACUUUUUUACUGGGAACCCUGGUUUGGAUGUUGCUUUGUCCACACAAGAGAGCAACCGCAGUGUUCUGGUCGAUGGAGGUGAUGACACUAAACCAAAGUCAGAUUGUUGCAAACUUUAG